GCAUUCCCACAAUCGUCACAUCUUGCCCACCCAACUAUUAGUGUGUCCGAAGUCCGAAAGUCGCACGAGGACAGAACAAGUUUGUAAAAUGAUAUAGUUGGAUUGCAUAUGCGGCAAUAAUAAUGCUCUGCACAGAUAGCGGCGUUAUAUGAAAUCAAUGAUAUGCACGUUUCUUCCGCCAUGCGUUUCAUUUAUGGCAUCUUGUCUGCAAGCUGUCAAACAGUUACAAGAAACAGUGCUGUGCAAAUAUGAGAAUUAAAAUGCAUCUGUGUACGUUCAUUGUGCUGUUUCUUCAGCUUCUAUCCUGGACUGCUGCGCGGUCUUGUGCCAGACACUGUGGAGAGAAGUUGAACACAUGCUCCUGUCACGCUACAUGUGAAUCUCUGAAGGACUGCUGUGCUGAUUAUAGACACUUUUGCCUUGACAUUGAGCCUCACUCCGGGUCUUUGCUGGGAGGCACAGACUUUAAAAUCCUUAAUGCUACAUUUGAACCGAACAUUACCCUCACUUGCAGGUUCAGCUCAGAGAUCUUGACGGAGGGUUAUGUGGACGAGAGCGGUGCGGGUCACUGUAUUUCUCCUCUGCUCUAUGAGUCCGGAUGGAUCCCGUUUGAAGUGUCCACUGAUGGGCUGAAUUAUGACCGAUCGGGGAAGUGGCUCUCAGUUCAUCACAGUAAACUGGGUCCUGCCUAUAAGAUCAUUCUGGGUAACGCCACUCAGUGGCAGUAUUACGGCACUCCAGGAGUCGGCGGAGAUCUGAAGAUGACAUGGAUUUCAUCUCUAAUAAAAGCAGAGAGAGUCAAUGUUGAGCUGUGGGGUUACAGUGAGACUGGAGAGGCAUAUUCUUCUGACUGGGAGGCGGAGUGGAAAUAUCUGUACAGUGUAGGCAGAGAUGUGCCCAACACUGGCGUUUUCAGUUUCACCCCACAGAUCGCAGAUAACCCAUUCUCCCUCUGGGACCUGGGGAGCAUGAGGAUCAGUCCCAGCACCAAACCUGACGGGGCCCGAGAUGUUAAUGCCCUGUGGAGCGAAGAACAUGCAGUCGCCUGGCAUCUAGAAGAGGCCUUCAGGAAAGACUCUGCAGGCUGGGCUCUAAAGAAGUGUCUUCUUUGGGAUAAAGAAGAGAAAUCAAUGCCCGACUUCUUAACAGAGAUCACCGACUGCCCCUGCACACUGGCCCAGGCCCGCGCUGACACUGGGAGAUUUCAUACUGAUUAUGGCUGUGAUAUUGAGGCUGGAAGUCUCUGUGUUUACCAUCCAGGUGCAGUUCACUGCGUCAGAGCCAUUCAGGGCAGUCCUGAAUAUGGAGCAGGUCAGCAGUGUUGUUACGACAGCACUGGAGCUCAGGUGCUCACGAGGGACUCUAUUGGUGGCAGUACUCCUGAUCGAGGGCAUGACUGGGGGGAUCCACCAUACAAGAAACCCCCCAGAGUUCCUGGAUUCUCCCACUGGAAGUACGAUGUGAUUAGCUUCUACUACUGCUGCCUGUGGUCACACAACUGUGAAUACUACUUCACUCACCGGCCGUCCAGUGACUGCAGGACAUAUCAACCUCCUAGAGCAGCUGCUGUCCUUGGUGACCCACACUUCAUCACAUUUGAUGGUGUUACUUUCACCUUCAAUGGAAAAGGUGAAUACACUCUGGUUCACUCUCCAGCUUUUCAGCUGUCAGUGCAAGGCAGGACUGAACCAAUGAGAUUUGAGAAUGGAUCUUCUGCUCUGGCGACGGGCCAUCACCAAUGAGACUUCACUGUUCACUUACGACACAAACCACCUUCUGAAUGAAUAUUAUUAUGCUCCAAAGCACGAUCCAUCGUUCAUCCCAAACUUCUCCAUGACCGAAGACCCUGAGGAUCCUCUUGUGGAGGCGACGCUGAGGCUGUGUUCAGGAGACGGGGCUGACUUCUGCAAAUAUGACGCCCUGAGCAUGAGGAGUCUGAAGCAAGGCAACGCCACACUGAGGGCCUACAGGAGCCACACAGACACACAGACUGCACUGGAACCUGUUCAGUCCUGCGGUUGGUUGUCUCCACCAAACCACGGUCAGAAAGAAGGAACCCUGUACCUGGAGGGGGCGACGGUCUCAUUUUCAUGCAACAGAGGAUAUGGUCUCUUUGGGUCUCAGAAUCGCACCUGUCAAGCAGACGGGACGUGGUCUGGACAGGACACUCACUGUGUGGCUGAAAACACGCUGGCCAUCGUCUUGGGGAGUGUGGGUGCUGUGCUGGCGUUGGUUGUCAUGGUUAUAGCGAUCAUUGUAUACUCAAAGAAGCAGAAAAAAGAGGCCAUGAAACAUGACCAAAAGGUUACCUAUCAGCAGAACGCAUCUCAUCUGUGAUGGCCGUCAAGUGUACAUACUUGCACAUUUGUAAAUAGAUUUUAUGUACUGU
This is a messenger RNA of Danio rerio (zebrafish), 2389 nucleotides long. The record is from RefSeq and is a predicted model, not a curated record. NCBI's taxonomy places the organism in Eukaryota, Metazoa, Chordata, Actinopteri, Cypriniformes, Danionidae.